AUGUUCAACUUCAUGGGUCUAAUAAACGGUACAACGGCUAUUCAGACCAAUGUAUCCUGUACUUGUAACUGCAAACGCUCGACUUCCUUCCAAAGUAUGGAGAUCACUCAGCUGGAGUUUGUGCAGAUCCUGGUGAUUGUGUUGGUGAUGAUGGUGAUGGUGGUUGUGAUCACCUGUUUGCUGAACCACUACAGACUCACGGCUCGCUCCUUCAUCUCUAGACACAGCCAGGCCCGCCGACGUCACCUUCCUCUGGCCUCUGAGGGGAGUGUGUGGCCAACAGAUGGACUCGGGCCAUCCAGUGGAGUGAGCGAGCAGGUGUAUACCCCACAGCCUCCGGAGCGUGUACCUUCGUAUCUGCAGCGGGAACGUCUGGCUCGUUUCCAACCCACCUACCCUUACCUGCCCCACACAAUCAUUGACCUGCCCCCCACCAUCUCCCUAUCAGACGGGGAGGAACCCCCACCCUACCAAGGCCCCUGCACACUGCAGCUGCGCGACCCAGAGCAGCAGAUGGAGCUGAACCGUGAGUCAGUGCGAGCUCCUCCUAACCGCACUGUUUUUGACAGUCACCUUCUCCACACCUCCCUCUGCCCCCCGAGCCUCAACGCUGGCGUGAGUGCCGCCUCCUAUUCCAACUGCCAGCCCCAGGUGGAGGGAGCGCCUCCCGCCUACAGCGAGGUCGUUGGGCACUACUUCCACCCUUCAUUGUCACGGCAACAGCAGACUGUUAGGGUGUCGGGCCCGACAGCUCCUCCCAUGCUAGUGCAGGGCAUUCUGACACGGUCUCCGCCCGACAGCACAGAGACCAGAAACAUCCGGAACAAGGAGAAACACAGGCCGCAGCAGGUUUGACACACAGCUGCCCGCUGCCCCUCCACCAAGCUGACAGGGCAGGGCAGGGGAGGUGAGGGAGGGGAAAAUGAGUCUGGCAGUACACAGUGGCUCUCCGCAUUAUUCCUGGCACCUCCAUCC
This is a messenger RNA of Chanos chanos (milkfish), 975 nucleotides long. RefSeq names its product prostate transmembrane protein, androgen induced 1 (gene pmepa1). Gene Ontology annotation, molecular function: R-SMAD binding. Bases 1 to 855 code for a protein of 284 amino acids. NCBI's taxonomy places the organism in Eukaryota, Metazoa, Chordata, Actinopteri, Gonorynchiformes, Chanidae. The record is from RefSeq and is a predicted model, not a curated record. The transcript has 4 exons. Gene Ontology annotation, cellular component: early endosome membrane; Golgi membrane. Gene Ontology annotation, biological process: negative regulation of transforming growth factor beta receptor signaling pathway.